AUGCUAAAUGUAAUUUCAGCUUGCAAGCCACCUGCAAUUGAUUUUGGAGAGAUUGUAAAGAAUAUAAAAAUUGAGUAUAUUGAACUUGACAGAUUACAGUACAAAUGUCAGACUGGGUAUGACUUGGAAGGGUCUGAUUGGAUAACAUGCAAGGAAGAAGGCUGGUCACCUACACCAAAGUGCUUGGCACCCUGCAUAAUUUCAAAAGAACAGCUGAAGGAGAAAAAUCUGCUUCUGCGUGAUGGACAAAGACAUUCAGAGCUGAUCACAAAUGGCCAGUCAUUGGAAUUUGUGUGCAAGAAAGGAUAUAUCAUCAUAUCCCCAUCAAUCAAAAAAUGUACUGAUGGGAAGUUAGAUCUGCCAUCCUGUAACUCUGCUGAGCCUGAUGAAGAUGCCUCUUUUGAGAGGUUGCUGGCCCUAGCGAUGAAUUCUUCUCAACCAGUCAUUUGCACUACCCCACACAUAGACAAUGGCAAUUUCCUUCCUGUACAAAGUCAGUACAAAUUUAAGGAUGUGAUCGAUGUGGCAUGUAAUCCAGGAUAUAUGCUCGAAAACCCUGCUAACCCUUCUAAAUGCACCAAAUAUGGUUGGCUACCUUAUCCAAAGUGUAUAUCCAAGCAUUGUGACUAUCCUCAUAUAGUGAAUGGAACGCUGUCUUGGUCUAAUACUUACUAUAGCGAUGUCUAUUUUCCAAAAAAAGAAGGAGAAAAAAUUUACUUCAGAUGUUACCAUGGCUUUCUACCAGAAAAUAAGAAGCAGUGGCAACCAAUUACAUGCACCAGUUAUGGCUGGGAACCAGAACCAAAAUGCUUUAAUUAA
Messenger RNA from Sceloporus undulatus (fence lizard), 819 nucleotides. Its product is annotated as complement factor H-like. The record is from RefSeq and is a predicted model, not a curated record. The coding region runs from base 1 to 819 and encodes 272 amino acids. Lineage: Eukaryota; Metazoa; Chordata; Lepidosauria; Squamata; Phrynosomatidae. The transcript is spliced from 6 exons.